Desarmillaria tabescens is the source of this 2091-nucleotide messenger RNA. RefSeq lists its product as uncharacterized. NCBI's taxonomy places the organism in Eukaryota, Fungi, Basidiomycota, Agaricomycetes, Agaricales, Physalacriaceae. Bases 36 to 1988 code for a protein of 650 amino acids. The transcript is spliced from 19 exons. The record is from RefSeq and is a predicted model, not a curated record.
GCUGCCAGCCCCGCCUUCAAAUACCUUUCUUGACCAUGAACAACGACAGCGAGGCCACGCCUCUUCUCUCUGUCAAAUAUGUUCCUUCUCCUGAUACAUUGACCAAAUUGGUGAAGCGUCUCCGUGCACUGACGCUAACGCUCUUACCGGUUGAGGUUUCUCCGACAAGCCUUAGCGAGCCUACUAGCCGGAUCAUCACACCCCAGGUCAUUGCUGCGUAUCGUGAAUCGGCCGGAGAUUUUGUUGAGGCGCUCCCAUACUGCUUGCUUAGAGCUCGGGCAGAAUUUAUGUAUGAUGCCGACCAUAACCCAGCUGAUUACGGAGAGAACUAUGGCAGAGCUAUCGCGUGUGAGGUGCUUGCUAGGAAAAUCGUGCAUCAGUCUCCACCAGAUCGGGUCAAUGCAUUUAUGUCGACGCGCUUCAAACAUCGGCAGCUUGAUGGAGACGAGAGUGACAUGGCGAGUGCGCUUGAGAUGGCCAUUGAUUCACAUUGUACUAUAUUCCUGUCCUCGACGGAAGCACAGGAUGUCGUUGGCGCCCUUUGGCGAGGCGACCUAAUUCAGAAAAACAAUGAAAACCUUGAGAUUGAAUAUGUUCCAUACUCCGAAACCCAUCUCGAAACGUUCUGGGGACAUCUGGAUCCGUCCCGCCUUUCAGUACCCAGAUAUCAAAACAUCGUCCGCGUCAUUGUCUGGUUCGUGCUUCUGUUUGUUUACUGCCAGACAGUUCGACAGCCAGCAGAGCGGCUAGACCCUCUCAACAAUGCCCAUCUAGAUGGAUGGGAAGACGCCUUCUACUUACUAGCACUAUCUAUAACUUUGGAAGACGUUUACAAGGUACGCGUUGUGAUACUCACACAGCCUCGCGGCGGCUGUUUAAUGAUUACCCAGUUCACGAAGCUUCUGACCUUUGUUACUUGGCGCGUAUUUACGUUCUGGAACAUGGUCUCCCUUAUCACCGAUUCACUCAUACUUGCUGCAUUCAUUCUGCGCGUUGUUGCUAUGCGUGUAACAAGCGACGAGGAACAAAUCAGGUUAAGAAUUGCGAGUUUUCAAGUCCUCAGCUUUGUAUCUCCGUUCAUUUGGAUGAAGCUCUUGACUGUCUUUGAUGGCUACAAAUACAUAGGCACAAUGCAAAUAUGUAUCGCUCGAAUGCUACAGGAAUCAGGCAUAUUUUUUGCUCUACUGUCCGUCAUGGCUUUAGGUUUUACACAGGCACUGUGGGCUUUGGACGCGGCCGAUGGUCAGGCUAGUCCACCAUCAUCCGUGGUGAAUGUACUGGUUCAAGCCCUUCUAGGGUCUCCAAAUUUCGACAUUUUCUCAAGGUACCAAAUUAUGUCAGUCAUGUUUUUCGUCUCCUGGUUAACAUAUUGUUGUAGCUCAAGCGGCCUUGUGAUGUACUACUUCUGGAACGUUGUGACGGCAAUAAUUCUUCUCAAUGUACUGAUAUCCUUGUUCGCAUCUGCAUAUCAGAAUAUUGUUGAUGACGCAGAAGCGCAAUAUCUGGCUUUCUUCGCUGGUAAAACAGUGGGAAUGAUCAGGGCACCUGAUGUCUAUGUCUACCCGGCGCCUUUCAAUCUCAUUGAAAUCCUUUUCGUUACGCCUUUCGAGCACAUCCCGGGCGUUCGUUUAAACGACAAAAACUACGCUAAAUUAAACAGAGCUGUAAUGCGGGUGGUUUUCAUUAUUCCUCUGACUCUUAUUGCUCUAUACGAGUCGACUCACGGACGCCACUGGGUAACGGAUUGGCUACGCAGUGAUAAUGAGGGCGACGAGAACUAUUCUCAAAGCAAGGAUCCAGAGGCAGAUGCUGAGGAGGAUGGUCGCAGGAUAAGCAAGAUCCCCUUCGAAGAACUGAUCAAGGCCUUCCCCAAUACUGCUCAGUCGAGCGAGGAGUUACUUCUGAACGAGAUCAAUGGAUUGAAGAAGCAGCUGAACGCUGUUCUACAAAAAUUGGAUGGAGGCGGUGCCAGCGUGAAAGGAGAAUAACUGAAGGGGCCAACAAGAGUACAUUGGCGAAAACGGACAGGAGCGCGGGUCCACUUCUGUACCGAGCUGAUGCUGGAGCCUAUCAUCUUACGAAUACAUUUUC